Molecule: messenger RNA, 1263 nt
Organism: Fonsecaea erecta
Lineage: Eukaryota; Fungi; Ascomycota; Eurotiomycetes; Chaetothyriales; Herpotrichiellaceae
Exons: 1
Coding region: 1-1263 (420 amino acids)
Biological process (GO): transcription by RNA polymerase II
Cellular component (GO): nucleus
Source: RefSeq, a predicted model, not a curated record
AUGGCUAUCCCAGGCCAACGUUUUGAACUAGACCUUGACGCCGAUGACUUUACAAUCAGGCCGAUCGACGAUGAAGCAUCUCCACCCCCGCCUGCUGGCUUCAGCAUCAAGGAGAUCCAAGAGCACGAUUCUGACUCGGUUCCUUCCGCCCCCUCCCUGAAACCCUCCAAAGCCGGCUUCCCAGAGCAUAGACAACGCCGCAACGUGUCUGCUUUCAAACAAAGACAGCAGGCCAGAAAAGCCCCCUCCCGUCCCUCGAUUCCUGCCACAGUCGAACCUUCCGAUCAAGCAAUCAGACACCAUAUGGGCAAGAAGUACGGGCUCGACAUGGAUCAGCAGCAGAAGGCUGACAUCAGUGAGGAAAACAAGAGGCGGAUAGCCGAAAUGUCAAUAGAGGACAUCGAGGAGGCCCGAGCCGAGCUGACACGCAAUCUGAAUCCUGCUUUCCUAGAACGCCUACUCAAACGGGCGAAUAUUGAGGAGGAUCAAGCAGGCCAAAAGCUCUGGCCGGAGGGCGACAUGGAAAGGGAAGAUGACAGUCAGAGUCCUGACAAGGACGCCGUUGCCGAAAUGGCUGUGAACGAGGACAAUGCGGAGCCUGAAAUAUCAGUCGAUAACGCACCUCCACCGCCGUCGACCCAUUUCCCCAUUCCUCCUCGUUCGGCCGACGACUACGUGCCCCUAGACUCUGACGGUGCGUCCUUCCUGACCGACCUCAAAACACAUUACUUUCCGGAUACUCCCCACGAUCCUUCCUCGUUGAGCUGGCUCCAAGAUCCGACUGAAGAGGAGGACCAAGCAUCGCUGUAUAACCCUGCAAACGAAUCGUACCCGGCUUCUGCCCUUCGGUUCGGAUUCAACGGUCGUCUGAUACCGCCAACGGAGAGCUUAGAGGUCGACGUGAAAGAAGGGCUCCACCAUCACGGUGAUUCGCCUAGCAGCGCCGGGUAUACCAUACCAGAACUUGCUAUGCUUGGCCGGUCAACCUUGCCUAAUCAGCGAUGCAUGGCUUACCAAACGCUAGGUAGGAUCCUGUACAGGCUGGGAAGAGGAGAUUUCGGCCCUCGAGGCAGUGAACUUCAGGAAGCGCUCUGGUCCGUCAUCGAGAGAGAGAGGCCGAUAGAGGCCAUGAUGGCUGAAGCCAACCGCCAGUCAGGACAUGCCAGUGCCAAAGCGCUUGCAGUCGAAGCGCUCUGGCUGUGGAGAAAGGGGGGGGGCGGUGACAGGGGAGUUUUGAAACCACAUCAGCGGCUGGCAAAAUGA